Messenger RNA from Stegodyphus dumicola, 4067 nucleotides. RefSeq names its product D(1) dopamine receptor-like. Gene Ontology annotation, molecular function: neuropeptide Y receptor activity. Gene Ontology annotation, biological process: positive regulation of MAPK cascade; adenylate cyclase-activating adrenergic receptor signaling pathway. The record is from RefSeq and is a predicted model, not a curated record. Lineage: Eukaryota; Metazoa; Arthropoda; Arachnida; Araneae; Eresidae. Gene Ontology annotation, cellular component: plasma membrane.
GAUUGCACUGGAGUGAAGUGACAGGUGGAGAACUUGGCCUGCGCAUUUUUGGAGCAAUCAUCUGUUCUCUCCUGGUAACUAUGACUCUAAUCGGAAAUAUUCUUGUGCUAGUGGUUGUGACCAAGUUUCGUCGCCUGCGGUCCAUAACCAAUCUUUUGCUGGCCAGCUUGGCGACAGCUGAUAUUACUGUUGCAUCGUUAGUCAUGCCCUUCUCUAUCAUUUAUGACCUUGAUAGACAAUGGAGGUUUGGACCCAUCGCCUGCCAUCUUUGGAUAUCCUGUGAUGUUAUGUGCUGCACUGCUUCCAUCCUUCACUUAUGCGUCAUCGCGCUGGAUCGUUUCUGGGCCAUCACUAAACCUUUCCGCUACCGAUCUCUGGUUUCACGAAAGCGGAUAGGGUUUGUCAUUGCUUUCGUGUGGAUGUGCAGUGCUGCUAUAUCCUUCAUUCCCAUUUUUCUGGUGUACAGUGAUCAUCCAAUUAGCAUAUUCCAACCGAGUACCCAGUGCUCCCUUACAGUCAAUCAUAUAUAUGCAACCAUAUCAUCCUUAACUUCCUUUUAUCUCCCACUGCCAAUAAUGUUCUACGUAUAUUUUCGUAUUUUGAUGGUUGCGGAACACCAGGCCAGAGAGAUCAAGCAACUGGAGAGAUCCCUACAAGGUGCAGGAGCUCAUGGAAUCAGAAGGAGUCUUAGACGACGUUCCAAACAAGUGGUAACAGACACAAAAGCCAUUAGGACAUUAGGUAUCGUCAUGGGAGUCUUCUGCGUGUGCUGGUUACCUUUCUUUCUUAUGUAUGUCAUUUUGGCAUAUUGCUCAGACUGCUAUCUCAGCUAUGAAAUUCGUAGUGCCAUCACGUGGUUAGGCUACUUCAACUCGUCGUUUAACCCCUGUAUUUAUGCAUUCCUAAAUAGAGACUUCAAAGAGGCUUUUAGAGUGGUGUUAUGUUGUAAGCAUCAUAAUGGUGCCGGCAUGGAUGAAACAAGCACAGGUGGCAAAGGAAUAAGAAUGGACAGAUUAAAUGCAGACGCUAUAACACCAGAAGCAAGGACUCCUUGCCUGAGUCCUCAAGUGGACCAUGUAUCAUGGCCUUCAGGUGAAGUUGUGUAUGAUCAAUAUCAGCCGUCAUCAUCUCUUUUAACAGUUCCGGGGGCCAAGAACCAUGUGAAUGAGCAUUUUCUUUGACUUACUUAACGUUACUAUUGGUGCCAUUCUAACACACAGAGCUUUUCAGAAGUUUUGAUGCGAUGUGUGGAAACUUUACAUUAAAGGCAAAUAAGAGUAAUAAAAAUUCAGUCGAUUGAAGUUUUCCUGAUGCACCAAAAUUUUCAACAAAUAUGAAACAUUAUUGCUUCGAGAAUGAAAUAUUGAACGUUUUUUUAAGUGCUCAGAGAAAGCUGCUUAAUUGAGCCCUCAAUAUGUUAUAAUUGAUAAUUGAGUGUCCUACUGCCGAGAGUAAAGUCUUAUUUUACGAGCUUGUUGGAUCUCUGAUGAAGAUUUCAGGGACAAAUCAAUGAUUACACUUGAAUGUUUUGAUCCUAUUCACUUAUUCUGGUAACCUGUUUUCAAAGAAUGCUUUCAAAACUGUCUAAAAGUUAUAAAUAUUUUACAUUUUUGAUCAAUUUCUAUUCAAGAUGCUGAGAUUAACUGGAUCACAGAGCUUCAAAUGGAUCACAGAGCUUCAAACCUGUUACCAUGUCAUGAGCUUCUCAGAUGAAGGCUUAUAAUGUCUUAAACACUACUCAUAUUUGCUGUAAAUCCUUGAUGUUUCAGUAAUAAUUUAAGUAUAUCAAAUACUUUGGUGUUUUAUGGAAAAAAUUUCCUAGUGUACGCUAUGCAUUUGAGCUCUUACGUUUAAAAAACAUUCAAGUGAAAAUAACAAACUGUUAAAGUUUUCACAGCUUUGUAAAUGCUCAAAUUCAAUUGCACAAGACGUCUCGUAAGCUGAGAUUCAGCUUUCAGUAUGCUACUUAUUUCUGUAAUCAGAAAAAUGUUCCAACCUUUUUGACAUCUUCUCUCUAUGGUAUGGAAAUGCUUAUAGUCGUAAAUGCUUAUUAAACUUCAACUGCACUAUAGUCAUUUGUGGAUGUGUUUUCAUGUUAUGUGUAAUGACUGAUAAAACCUGCCAUUGUACACGUGAAAUUGGUAAAGUAUUGAAAUUUGAAAUUUAAAUCGCUUAUUCAAAACUAAAGCAUCUCGAUUAAUCGAACAUUACUUGAACAAUUCAUGAACUGCAUUUCUACUUAAUCAUAAAUAUGCUUUUCUGAUACUCAGUUAAUAUAACUCAUAGAUACACUGGAGAGGCAAAACAUUAUGACCACCUACUCAAUAAGGCGCUGCGUGCCUUUUGGCCUGCAAAACAGCUGCAACUCGCCUUGGCAUGGAUGCUACGAGUUCUUGGUAGAUGGAGACAGGUUGUACCAAAUGUCUAAGCAGCGGUCACGCAAAAUCGAAAUAUUCCAACACGAUCGUGUUUGAGCUCUGAGCUGCCACUCCAUGACAUCCCAAAUCGGGUAGAUCUCCGGCGAGUUAGGUGGCCAGGACAUUAACUUGAAUUCAUCCUUAUACUCCUCGAACCACUUCAACACGGUUCGAGCCUUGUGAUAUGGGGCAUUGUCCUGCUGGAAGAUUCCGUUGCCAGUUGGGAAGACAGACGCCAUGUAAGGGUGCAAUUGAUCUGUAGUUAUGUUCAGAUAGUCAGCAGCUUUCAUGGUUUGUUGUACCACAACUUACAGUCUCAAAGCCGCCCACGAGAACGUCUCCCAGAGCAUAAUACCGCCACCAUCAACCUCUGUAUGACUUGCUGUACAGAUCGGAGCGACUGUUCGCCUGGAAGACGGCGUACCCUAACACGGCCAUCGACGUGAUGGAGGAGAAAUCAUGAUUCAUCCAGGCAACAGGCAACUGUCUUCCACUUAUCCAUGGUCCAGUCUCGAUAUUCCCGCUGUAAGCGUAGUUGACAAUGAUACUUGGUCAACACAGACACAUAAGUCCCGUCCAACAGUGUCCGCUGUGCAGUCCCAUAUCCAACAGUGUCCGCUGAACUGUGUGCUCAGAACCACUUGUACUCUGACCUGCAUUGUACUGGACUGUCAGCUGAACCACUCUCUGGGAUCGACUUUGCUGUAGCAAGCGGGACAGUCACCGACGUUCCUUUUUGAUGACGUAUGGACGUCCAAAACCUUGGCAUCUACCGUCGGAUUCACCACGUUGUGUAAAUACUAAUAACAGCAGAUCGUGAACAAUCUAUCAGCCGUGCAAUUUCGGAGAUACUCGUUCCGAGUCUUUGGAUCAUUACAAUAUGCCGUCUAACAAAUUCGCUUAGAUCAGCAGCCUUUUCCGUUUCUCGCAUAAGUAAGUGCAAGAAUAAAAUCCUUACCUUCUUCAGCAGCAGUCAAAUACGAUUCCCACUUCAUCACGUUCCCUCUACGUCAUCCAGACGAGUUCAUUGAAAAACGUGCGGUUGGUCAUAAUGUUUUGGCUCAUUAGUGCAUUUUCCUUAUGCAUUCAAUAAUGUUUAUGCAAAGCAAGAUUCUUAUCGUAUAAUCAAAUCGUAUCAAUCAUAAUCGAAGCAUUAAUUUUAAGGCCUACAGCUUGUUAUUUAUAAGCUAAAAUAUUUCAACUGUUGCAAAUUUUAUUUGAAAUACAAAUAUUAUAUACAAAGUAUGAAAUUCACAAUAAUUUUGCAAAUUGUGAACACACUUCGCAAUCCGCUGUAAAGCUUGGAUAAUCCUAUUCAAACUCUAUAAACUGAAAGCGCUUAGGAAACGCCGUAUUUUUCUUUUGUGCAUUUAUUAAGAGAUCCUUAAUGAUAUUUCUAAUUCAUAGAAAAGCAAUUUUACUUCGAUUACUGACGAAACCUUUAAAAUAAAACGUUUAAGAAACAGAGAGUGUUAAGCUAAAGAAAAAAAAUCAUGUUUCCUCUAUAUUUAUUUAAAAGACCUUUUUCUUUUAUUAGUUCAAAAUGUUUCAUUCCUAAAGUGUUAAUAGAUAUGGCAACUUUGAAUGUAAGUUUCCUUAUUCAAAUAGCAAUUGCAAGAUAUGUGUCAAAAGCCCGUUGUCAGACCAGAU